AUUAUAUUUGAUUUAAUUUAAUUUAAUUUCCUUUCACGUAUUUUUGUAAUAAUAACGAGGAGGGCAACAAAGGCGCAUCUUUCCUCUAACAAUCAGCCGUUCCAGGUUCCAUUGCUUAAUUGGGAGCUUUUCCGUAUGUGGGUUUUUUCCCCAAAUGAAAACCCUAAAUUGAAUUUGUGUAGUUUUCAUUGAUAAAAAUGCCAUCUUGGUUACUUCCCAAUCUGAAUGUUGCUCUCAGCUUCGGCUUCCCUAGGGCUGCAAGAGUAAAUCAAUCUCAACCCCUCCAUUUGAUAGAAACCCUUUUCACCCGUAGCGGUAAAAAUCGAAUGGCGGCUUCUUCUUCCAUGGUUGCCUCUGGGGAUGUUGUGGUUGAUACUCUGCUGUCCAGCUGUGGCAAUGUGUCGGGUUUCUUGAAGCCCGGUGGUGUUUUUUACGGAGAUAGGAGUUUUAAGGUAUGCCGUAAAGCUAGGGUUAGCAUAAGAAGUGGAGGGAAUGGAAGCCCCAAUGGCUUUCGAGAAUCCCCUAUUUUCGAUUUUGUGAGGAGGUGUAGUAGUAACUCUGGUGGUGCUCGUUCGUCGAAAGGGAUGAGUGAACCUCGGAGUUUUUCGUCUUCGUGUUACUCUGAUGGGAAUGCGCCUGAAGUGUCGAGUGAUGGAUCUUUGAGUGUGGAGACGCUUUCGAGCCUUGCACUUUCGACUGACGAGAGUCGGAAUCACAGCGUUCUGAAGCUAGUUUCUGGAGUGUGUUAUAUGCCCCAUCCGGAAAAAUUAAAAACGGGAGGAGAAGAUGCACAUUUUAUAUGUGAGGAAGAGCAAGUAAUUGGUGUGGCUGAUGGAGUCGGUGGAUGGGCGGAUGUGGGAGUCAAUGCAGGAAUAUACGCGCGUGAGCUCAUGUCUAAUUCGGUCAAAGCUAUUAGAGAAAAUACGGACAGUGACGUUGACCCUUUGCUCGUUUUAGAAAAAGCCCAUGCAAGAACUAAUGCCAUGGGUUCUUCGACUGCAUGCAUCAUUUGCCUCAGAAACCAGGAUCUUCACGCAAUUAAUCUUGGAGACAGCGGUUUUACAAUCGUAAGAGACGGUCAAAUAAUAUUCGAAUCCCCCGUUCAACAACACGGAUUCAAUUUCACUUUCCAACUCGAACGAGGCAACACAGGCGAUAUGCCAAGCUCAGGACAGGUUUUCAAGAUUCCGGUAGUGGCUGGAGAUGUAAUUGUUGCGGGGAGUGAUGGGUUGUUCGAUAACUUAUAUAAUAAAGAAAUAGCGGCUAUUGUGGGCGAUUCGGUCAGAGAUUGUGUGGGCCCGGACGAGACAGCUAAGAAGAUAGCUGAUGUGGCACGUGCGCGAGCUUUGGACAGGAAACAUAGGACUCCUUUUUCUACUGCUGCUCAAGAAGCUGGAUAUGCUUACUAUGGCGGUAAACUUGACGAUUUAACUGUUCUUGUCUCUUUCGUUUCUGCUUAAAAAUGCCUGGAAUUUUCCCCCCACUUGAGUUAGUUUCUGCUUUCGAAGUGUUUAACCUGCACGAAUGAUUAAUACUACCGACACUACUUUUGCGAUUACUUUUUUUU
Molecule: messenger RNA, 1567 nt
Organism: Erythranthe guttata (spotted monkey flower)
Lineage: Eukaryota; Viridiplantae; Streptophyta; Magnoliopsida; Lamiales; Phrymaceae
Product: putative protein phosphatase 2C 80
Biological process (GO): protein dephosphorylation
Molecular function (GO): protein serine/threonine phosphatase activity
Source: RefSeq, a predicted model, not a curated record